CCGUGGCGGGGCGGAGUCAUCCCCGGGGCUGGACGGGUGCCUGGCCGGGUCAGCCCUGGGCUCCUGGUCCCGCGCAUGGCUGUGUGGGUCUUUGGGGGCCGUUUUGGCCUGCGCGGGCAUCUUGGCGCCUGCAGGCUGCUGGGUCUCCGUUUUCAGAGCCGCGGUCCUCAGGGCGAGGACGACGGGGACGGGGGACAGUCAUCCUCGAAGGCACGCCGGCUCCCCAAGAUUUACACCAGGACGGGAGACAAAGGGUUUUCCAGCACCUUCACAGGAGAACGGAGACCUAAAGAUGACCGAGUAUUUGAGGCCGUGGGAACCACAGAUGAAUUAAGUUCGGCUAUUGGGUUUGCCAUGGAGUUGAUCACAGAAAAAGGCCACACAUUUGCCGAAGAGCUUCAGAAGAUCCAGUGCACACUGCAGGACGUCGGCUCCGCCCUGGCCACUCCGCGCUCCUCAGCCAGGGAGGCUCACCUAAAACACACGGCCUUCGAGGAAGGGACCAUCACGGAGCUGGAACAGUGGAUUGACAAGUACUCCAGCCAGCUCCCCCCGCUCACGGCUUUCAUCCUGCCCUCUGGAGGCAAGAGCAGCUCAGCCCUGCACUUCUGCCGGGCUGUGUGCCGCCGAGCUGAGCGACGUGUGGUGCCUCUUGUCCAGGCGGGAGAAACCGAUGCCAAUGUGGCCAAGUUUUUAAACAGACUCAGCGAUUACCUCUUCACCGUGGCCAGAUACGCAGCCAUGAAGGAGGGCAGCCAAGAAAAAAUCUACAAGAAGCGUGACGUGUGAGACACGGAGAAAUGGUGAGGGACCGUCCUUCACAGGCCCCUCAAGAGGCCAUGGUAAACUAGAACAGUCAUGUUGACAGACCGGAAGCGGGCCCGAGGUACAGACUGUCACCUCACACCCCUGCCUUCCCCCCGGGACCUCUGAGACUCCUGCUGCCUUUCUAGGCUGUGCUCGAACACAUGGGACUGAGUUCCAUACUGCAGGACGGCAACAUAGACUGAAGGCUAAGAAGAAGAGGGGCCACUCAGCAUUGGGAGUGAACGUGGGGAGGGUUUGAACCUUGCACUCGGGCUGUGUGUGUGUGUGUGUGUGUGUGUGUGUGUGUGUGUGUGUGUGCGCAAGACAUAAAGAUGCUGCUUCCAACUCGUCAGGCUGUUCAAGGAUUUGAAGGAGUGUACCAGAGGCCCCUGGAAAUGUAAUUGUGAUUUACCUGUGCCGACGGGGCUUUAAAUGUCACAUUUAUAGAGGGGCAGGCAGGCAGGCUUGAGGAGCUUAGUCACCUCUGAGCCGCCCAUCACUGCUGCCGCCAUGCAGGGGUGACAGCUGCAGGUCCGCAGGGUGCACGUGGCGAAUCCUGUCCCGGGGGGGCAGGAGGUGGGCGCCCCCCCCCCCCGCGGCGGCGGCAGUGGUGAGGAUGAGGUCCUGAGGCCAACCCUGGGCCCUCUGCGGUCGCCCUGGACUGGUUUAUGCUCCUGCGAGCCACACCACGGCUGUGUUUUAUUCCGCCUGUCACCGCUGCUGCCUCUCACUGAAAUGGCAUCACCAGUGGCAGCUGUGUCCUUGGGAAGAGGGAGGGAUGUUCAUGAAAGGCUGGAGGCGGAGAGCCUGAGGCUCCCACGCCUCGUGGUGGGGAGUGACUGAGGAAGCGCAGGUCCGGGACCCCUGAGGACUCGGCUCAGGGAUCUCUUCACUGCACCUGCUAGGUGCACCUUCCAUGCCAGGUGUGGGCGGACUGGCCCGCUGCGGCUCCCCUGUUGCUCAGUCAGCAAGCAUUUGCUUUCAGCUGCGUCCCCUCCCCACCUUCCUGCUGGCGUGACAGCCGGGCAGCCACGUGUGUAUCUUCUGAAUCCUUUAAAGGGCAGAUGCCCAGGAGGGAGGAGAACCCCCCAGAAGGAGGAGUACCCCCAGGAGGGAGGAGAACCCCCCAGGAGGAGGAGAACCCCCCAGGAGGAGGAGAACCCCCCAGGAGGAGGAGAACCCCCCAGGAGGCAGCCCUGUCCAGUGCCACUGCAGCCACCAUAGUGAGGCACCGGUUGGAUACGGAGUUGGUGCUGUGUGUGUAAGACCAGAAACAGGAGCGCACGCUCACGGUGCUUAAGCAUCAUGCCGAUCCGGGCCUGGCACGGGAAGCCUUGUUCCGAGAGCUUGCGGCAGCCCAGCCACCCUGCCUACAGCCACAGAUCCUCCUCAAAAAGACAGGAUGAACUCAAGAAAAUAGCAACCUACACCCAAGCCUAUGCCCUGACUGCCUUCCACACCUCGCCAGGGUUUGGGGUGGCGCUCACAGGGUAGAUGGCAGCGUUCAGGCUCCAGGCAUUGCCUAGCCUCGUGCACACCACCCACAAUCCUCACGGGGCAGUUCCCGCUGCACGCUAACACAGCUGCAGAACUGUUUCUUUAAAUUGUACCCAUUUAUCAUUGAUCUCUCUCUCCCCUCUUUGCGUAAUUCAACCCUUAGAAAUAUUGCAGGAAGGCUCCCUAUCUUUUUUAAAUUUUUGUAAAUAGCAGUUUUAUUGAGAUACAGUCCCACCUCCCAUAAAAUGCUUUUUAAAAUGGACAGUUCAGUGGAUUUUAGGAUAUUGCCCAGUUUCUGCCACCCCAUAACUCACCCCCAGGAAGAUGCCCCAUAGUUCAGGACAGGCUCAUUAGAACAGUACUCACCAUCGUUACCAGAGGUGAGUCCUCAGCAGUGGUGCCCGUCAGUGCUACAGAAAGGGCCCCAACCACGUGUUCACACUGGACCCCUAGCAUUGGGAGCGGGAGUUCACAUUUCUGCAGGAAAGGAAACUGAGGCUCAGAACUGGCCUGGGCCGUGGUCUCAUGACCCCCCCACCCCCACCCCCAAGCUUACCAGCACCCGACAGUCAUUUUAAUCACAGCCUGGGCUGUGGCAAGCAAUGUCAGGCACUAAUAGAUCUGCUGUCGCAUUUCUCAGCCGAGUUUCCCUUAACUGAUGUUUCAUGGCUAUUGUUAAUGUGCAUUUUUCACUGAGUAAUUUCCAGAGCCUGAACUUGUAGCACAUCCCAAUGAUGAACGUCCCCAGUUCCGAGUCCCCUGUCAACUGCAAUGUCACCCUUACCUCCUCCCCAGCACCUCCCGACAGCCCAUCCAGUUUUAUGAGCCCUCCGUCCCAGUGAUCACGGCUGAACCUUUAAGAAUCCAGACACAUUUCAAGUUUAAUUGAAUAAAAUUCUUUGUAUAAUAAAUUCCGCAUGAAUGCUACAUAAAUCAA
Molecule: messenger RNA, 3241 nt
Organism: Peromyscus leucopus (white-footed mouse)
Lineage: Eukaryota; Metazoa; Chordata; Mammalia; Rodentia; Cricetidae
Gene: Mmab
Product: metabolism of cobalamin associated B
Exons: 9
Coding region: 76-789 (237 amino acids)
Molecular function (GO): corrinoid adenosyltransferase activity
Source: RefSeq, a predicted model, not a curated record